Molecule: messenger RNA, 765 nt
Organism: Salvelinus namaycush (lake trout)
Lineage: Eukaryota; Metazoa; Chordata; Actinopteri; Salmoniformes; Salmonidae
Product: sesquipedalian-1-like
Exons: 1
Coding region: 1-765 (254 amino acids)
Biological process (GO): retrograde transport, endosome to Golgi; endosome organization; receptor recycling
Cellular component (GO): recycling endosome; trans-Golgi network; early endosome
Source: RefSeq, a predicted model, not a curated record
AUGAAGCUGAACAAAUGUAGUGUGGCUCACUAUGCCACCUGCGGCUCGCCGCCAGACAUGAUGGGUUUUCUGUUCAAGAAGGGGGAGUGGAACACAGCCUACCACAGGCGCUGGUUCAUCCUGAAGGGCAACAUGCUAUUCUACUUUGAGGAGUGUGAGAGCCAGGAACCCAACGGCGUCAUCGUGUUGGAGGCCUGCACCGUGAUGCUCUGCAAAUCAGCUGAAGAGCUCGCCUUUACCAUCAAGUUUGACUGUGCCAAGGUGUGUGUCUACAAGAUGGCGGCGGAGAACCAGGCAGCCAUGGAAUCUUGGAUGAAAGCUGUGUCACGAGCCAGCUUCGGCUACAUGCGCCUGGUGGUGUGGGAGCUGGAGGAGAUCCAGGAUGGGCCUGGAUGGCUGCAGGGCAUGCCCAAGUCCUCCAGGAAGGUUGUGGCGGUGGCACGCUCCAAAUCAGGAACAUCAUCCAGUGCUCCCCUGGUGCCCUCUUCCCAGGUUACAGGUUCAGCUGUCGCACAGGGGGAGACUCAUACCCUCAGCCUUCAGGAGGAGGUGCAACUCCUUUCAGGCAGAUCUAAAGAGAGUAAGCCCUCUGCUCAGGUCAAUGGGUGCGCAGACUGCCCCCCUCUGGUGUGCCGUGGGAGGGGAACAGAAAUGGGAACGGAGGGGGCGAUGUGGUCAGGCCUCCGCCUGUGCCUCCGCGCAGUAGGGGUGCGUCUCUCUCCUGAGUUUUGCUUCUCCAAAUUUCACGACUGGUACAGAAAAUAG